CCGCUCUGGUGGAAGCUGCGGGGCGGCGGCGGCAGCGGCAGCGAGAGGGGCGAUGGAGUCGCGGCUGGCCGGGUUGGCCCUUUGGGUGGCAGCAGCGCUUGUGACGGGUAUUUCUGCUAAUGAAUUCAGCAUAUUAAGAUCUCCUGAAUCUGUUGCAUUCCGUGAAGGAAGUUGGCCGAUACCUGGGGAGCGAAUUCCAGAUGUAGCAGCAUUAGCCAUGGGCUUCUCUAUUGAGGAAGAUCUGCCUUGGCCUGGAUUAGCAGUAGGCGAUCCCUUUCGGCGUCCUCGAGCUACAGUUCUAGUCACAGUGACAGGGAUAGACAAGCUAACGCUGCCCAAAAAUGGCAUAUCUUACCCAGUUGAGAAUGCAAUUCCUUUCAGCCUGGAUGGUGUUGCAAAUGCAAUUCAUACCUUGUUUUCAGAAGAAACUCCUGUAGUCGUACAGCUAGCUCCCAGUGAAGAGAGAGUGUAUAUGGUUGGAAAGGCAAAUUCUGUAUUUGAAGAUCUUUCUGUCACCCUGCGUCAGCUUCGGAAUAGACUGUUCCAGGAGAAUUCUGUUCUUGCUUCUCUUCCCCUCAACUCACUAAGCAGAAACAAUGAGGUUGACCUGCUCUUCCUGUCAGAAUUGCAAGUUUUGCAUGAUAUCACAAGCUUGCUAUCCAGGCACAAACAUCUGGCUAAGGAUCAUUCACCAGAUCUGUAUUCCCUGGAGCUUUCUGGGUUGGAAGAAAUUGGUAAACGGUAUGGAGAAGAUUCACAGCAGUUCAAGGAUGCUUCUCAAAUUCUUGCAGACUCCCUACAAAAGUUUGCAGAUGAGAUGUACAACCUCUAUGGUGGGAAUGCAGUAGUAGAGGUGGUGACCGUGAAGACAUUUGACACUCCCUUUGUGAGGAAAUCACGAUCCAUUCUGCAGGCUUCCCAGAGCAAGCCUGAAAAUCCAUACAACCUGGGAUAUCCAUACAACUUCAACUAUGCUGUUGUUUUCAACAUAAUUUUCUGGAUCAUGAUAGCCCUUGCUGUAGCUGUGAUUGUCAUCUCCUAUAAUCUCUGGAAUAUGGAUCCAGGUUAUGACAGCAUCAUUUAUAGAAUGACCAACCAGAAGAUUAGGAUGGAUUAAGUUUCAGAGGCAAGCCUGAGAGGAAUUGGGCUGCUUGCAUUGCUUUGGCAUGGUUCCCUGUGGACUUUUCCGUGCAACUAUCUCUGUGAAGUAUCCCCUUGUGUUUUCAUUGAGGAUGUAUUUAAAAGGUUAACAGUGGGCAUAGUCAGACUUUGCGGAGCUGAAACUGCACACUGCUAUGAAAUCUUCAGCUAAUUCUUAUUUGCCGUAUGUGUAAAUGAUUUCAUUUUAUGGCUGUGCAAUAUGCACUGAGUUCUAGAGAUGCUCCUCUGUAUUGUGUGACUAAAUGUGUGAAACAAAUGCACUGAAAAUAUGCUAGGAAGUUGCUUUAUUUUAAAUUCUUUACUCUGAAUGUUGUUUUGGGAUAAGAUUAUGAAGUUCACAUUUUGAUGAUGUAAAUAUUUUAUUUUGCUGUUUAUAGUGAAUUAGUCCAUUUUAUGCUGAACUUCAGUCUAAAAGCUGCUUGAACCAGAGCUGUUCUGUUAAAAUUGUGUGUGUAUACUUGGCAGCCAUCAAACAUUUAUUUGGCAUUGAUGUUUUUCUUAAAAAACCAUGCCACUGUAGCAGCAAGCAGUAGAAAUUGAAAUAGUGAAAGAUCCUGUAGUUAAAUGUCACAGGAUUGUUUCAAUAUUGCUUUUGACUUUAUCAAUAUCUGGCUCUUUUCAAGGUUCCUCCUUUACAAUAUGUUGUGAACCAGUUGUUAAAUGGCCCAUGGUACUUGCUAAUCUCCGGCAAGUUUGGUGCCCUUGUAAGUCGCUAAGAUCAGCUCUCAGCCCUUGUUGCAGCAGCAAGUAAAUGUAUCCUGACGCAUGCUGAAAGUUGUUUCUUUCAAGUGGUUGUUGUAUACUCAAGUGGCAUACAUGUUUCCUACAUUGAAGAUUAUGUGAAUAGAUUUCAAAUUUAAAAAAUUAAAAACAGACCAGAAAUUGUAAAAAUUAGAAGGUGUAAUAGGCUCCAGCAAUGCUUUAUGCAUCAAGCUAGAGAUGUUAUGUUGGGAGGUUCUUUAGCUUCAUUCUCCGUUACCACAAUACUGAUCACUAGCCAAUGUGGCAUGAACAUCAUCCCUACCUGGUUGUAUGUUGGUACACGAUGCAUGUCUAGCAGUAUAAAUGGCAGAGGUAGACUCUCCAGUAUGAAUAACUAGAAUAGCUGCAGUAUGAAUAACUUGAACUUUAAUCUCCAGUACGAACAGCAUUACGGGCACUUCCUACUCUCUAGAUUUUUUGGUUUAAAGUUCUCAUAAUCUUUGAACAUUGACCAUGCUUCUUGCGCUUUAGAGGAGCUGUAAGUCAAAAACCUCUGGGAGAACACCCAGUUUAUUUAACACUGCUGUAUAAAUAGCUCAUUAUAUUUAACAGUUGGUCCAUUGAGAAGUUCAUAAAUUUAACAUAACUCAUGGGAGGCUGUGCACUUCUUUGUGAUUUGUCCUAGUUCAUAUUAGGUGGUUUCCUGCAGUAGCAUGUAAACUACACUUUCACCAUUUUAUAAAUAAACAUCUUUGGCUGUACCCUAGAUUGAAUCUGCAACAGGAGCCACUGUGCUGCAAGUAAAUACCACUUCAGUUAAAGUUUGAGUGGGUGAUUUGCAGUGAAUGUCAACUAGUUCUUUGCAUUGCUUUUCCACCUUUUGUGUUUUCUGCAUAGAGUUGCUAGAUGAAAACUUCAUUUCUAAUAUGAAGACUAAGGAACUUCAGUCAAAAGGAAAUGAAUUCUUCACAGUGGUUAUUGAAUGUAUAGGGAUCUGUAGGAAACCUGAAAACCGGUAGAUCAACAAUUUGUUCCUUACAAUCCUAAAAUGAGGGUGCAACUAUCCCAAACAAGAACUGAACUGCAAUGUAGUAACAGGCUACAGGCAGGAUCCAGUCUAGAGUUAGGCCUAAGCCCCUUGAUUUCAAUUAAUUGUGUACCAUUGGUCUGUGAGGCUUUGUGAUAGUGUAACCGGAAUCCAUAGAAUAGGUUCUAAUAAUUCAAAUACUGUGACAACAUAAGGUUUUCAACUGGCCCUGAGUCAGAUGAUCUCUCUUAAGACCCAGUUAGAAAUUACUACUAAUACAUUCCAUUAAUUUCUAUUGAUCCUGAUGUGGUUAGCUUCUUUAGAUUACAGCCUUGGUGUGAAAGGAAGCCUUGGAAACAUAGAAAAGAUAUUAUUGAGACAGCUGGUAGAAGACCAGUUUUGCUCUAUUGCUUUGAUAAAUUAGACAGGAGAAAUAAUAAAGGAGGCAAAAUCUUACCAAAUUAUGUUGCAUUGUACCAGAGUUGAGAAAUCCGUGUCCUCCUUAUCAAAUUGGUUUAAGUUUUAGAUUUGAACAAAUUCUUAAGAUCGGGCCCAUUCUUGGUCUUCUGAAUAUUUAACCCUAUAGUAACACCUGUUUCAUUGUUUGGCUACCAAUUGAUCAUGAAGGCAUUAAAGUUUUUGAAUUUAUGUGGAAUAAUAAAUGUUUGGCCUGACCAAACACUUCUGUGUUUAACUGCACCUAAUGAAUAAUUCUGUUAAAUUUUCUGCUUUUUCUUUAUAUCACCAUGUUCCUCUGUCUUUAUGCUUCUCAAAAGCUACCAAUUAGAAGUCACUUCCUAUGUGAUCCUAUGUAUCUUAUGUAGUGGUAUUUUCUCUUGUCUUUGAGUCCUUGUAUACAUAACACAAGAAUCCUGAGCAUGUCUGUGAGUUAAGUCACAGUAAUUUUAUCUGUACUUAUUCCCUUAUGUUAUUUUGUAUUGCUAAUAUAUAAAUGUCACAAAGUAUUUUUCACAUAAGUGAAACAAAACCAAUUGUUCUGUAUAGAAGGAGCACAGUGCCACACCUCUGAAAGUAACCCUGUAUAUAACACCAAAGAAUUUCUACAUUUUGAGAAAAGAGUUUAAUGGAAUUCACCCUUCAGAUUUAUUCUCUGACGUUUUAUAAUUUGCAGUUUGGUCCAAAUAGGGUCCCUAAGGUAGCUUAUAAUUACAUUAUAAUAAAAUUUUAAACUUUUUUUUUAAAUCAGCAGAAUUAAGAAAAUGAGAAUCUUAAAACAGAAUGUAAAGAUAACACAUUUAGGAUACAAUCCAGUGGCCAACAGAUGUUCCCCGUGCAGUCAUAGGAAACGAUGGAGUCCCUGCUGUAACCUCAAGGAAGCCUUCCAAGUGCCCCCACACCCUCUUGGCCAGCCCGGUUCUUUUCACACCAGCGGAGCCCCUGAACAUAGAAGAGCAUCUCUGGGAGGGGAGGGGCAAGCUAUUUAAAUAUGUUCAGAGCAAGGGAAGAACAGAUGCAAUUCCCACCUCAACUGGAUCCUGUAACACUCCAAGUUUAGAAGGCCACAGGCCACUACACAAAUUGCACCCAUAAAAUAGUAAGAAGUCAUAUGGAACAAAGGUGACUUAAUACUCUGCCUGAAAUGAAACAACGGAGGGGCCUAACUGGGCACAGGUGGGCUGGUGCACUUUGGCAAACACUCCCAUGGGAAGCUAGCCAUGCCCCUUUUGCUGACUCUGAUGCCAAAGAUGAAUAUCACAGUAGGACUGAGGGCCACCCAGAUGUUCAAAGUUCUGGGACACACCCAAGGAGGUGGAGGAGCUGAUAAUUCAAGGGCAGAAGUGGAGGUGGAUCAGGCAGACUCUGGAAACAGUAUGGAGAUACAGGAAGUGAGAGGGGCUGUUGAUGCUGGGGAAGCCUCAGGCAGAGAUUAGCCACUCCACACAGAGCUAUACUCCAUGGCUGAGCGGUAGCAGUGGUGAGAAGUCCAGCUGGUUGAAAAGCAUGCAGAAAAAAGGUGUGCUCACCGUCACCUCUCCCCAAGGGCUGGCUCACGAGCAAGCUCGUAAGGAGAAGUUUGGGAACUAAUAGCUAAGUUGGGUUCAAGAAACUGCUUUGGGUGUUGCUCAGAGACUUGACUGGAUGAUUUAUGUGGAGAAACAAUUAAGAGAGUUUUGCAGAGAAUGGCUUGAAGUUGGUGGUUGUUGGAGGGAGGAAAGCAACUAGUGGCAGGGCCAGCCUAACUUGCUCAGGAAAAGAGUUCCAAAGGUGAGGUACUGCUACAGAAUAUGGUAUGUCCCCACUGAAUUCACCUCUCUUGGGAAUGGUUAAAAGGAGAUCACCUUUCUACAAGUUCCUUUAUGACACUAAUGUCUGGCAUUUCCAUAGAAGUGGCAAUCUUCAUUCCAUGUGCUUCGUUUAUUCUAACGGAAAAUCUAAAACAGAAGCACAGAUAGUAAUCUUAACUUACAUUGAGUUUGCUAUUUCAGCAUUACAUAUUAGGUACAAUGGAGUGAAAGCAAAGUUCUAUAAUCAAGGCCCAUUGUGUUUCAGUGGAACUUGUGUAUAGCUGGGUUGAACAUACUGAGUUUGUGGGCAGUCACUUGGAGCAAUUUCUGUAUUUGGCAAUAAAACUAAGAUACAACACUUUUGAAUUGGCAGCAAGCAGGGCACCAGCAAACACUAUACCCCAUACACUAUGCCUGCACCCCCAGGGGGUAUGAGGUGGCAUUUCAGGGGGGUGCGACAAAGAGGAAGGCUGUGUUGUACUUCACCAAAAUUUAUGAGUUGCAACAUUUUUGCCAAAAAUUAUCCCAAUAAUAAAAUUAUUACUAUUUUGGA
Messenger RNA from Varanus komodoensis (Komodo dragon), 5689 nucleotides. RefSeq names its product ATPase H+ transporting accessory protein 2 (gene ATP6AP2). NCBI's taxonomy places the organism in Eukaryota, Metazoa, Chordata, Lepidosauria, Squamata, Varanidae. Gene Ontology annotation, biological process: positive regulation of Wnt signaling pathway. The transcript has 9 exons. The record is from RefSeq and is a predicted model, not a curated record. Gene Ontology annotation, molecular function: signaling receptor activity. Bases 53 to 1117 code for a protein of 354 amino acids. Gene Ontology annotation, cellular component: membrane; external side of plasma membrane.